Hyposmocoma kahamanoa is the source of this 2204-nucleotide messenger RNA. Its product is annotated as glucose dehydrogenase [FAD, quinone]-like. The record is from RefSeq and is a predicted model, not a curated record. Bases 1 to 1833 code for a protein of 610 amino acids. Gene Ontology annotation, molecular function: flavin adenine dinucleotide binding; ecdysone oxidase activity. Lineage: Eukaryota; Metazoa; Arthropoda; Insecta; Lepidoptera; Cosmopterigidae. The transcript is spliced from 3 exons.
AUGGACGGGGUAUGUCCGUUACCCACUACCGGUACUUCUUCUCAAAUUUUUGCAAAUGCUUUACAAUUUUUCGCUAGUACACAAUGUCUCAUUACGGAAAACUGGCCUCUAGACGCCGAGAUCCCAAACCACGCACUGUUUGAUUUUAUAAUAGUGGGGGCAGGUUCGGCCGGUUGUGUGCUUGCUAAUCGUCUCAGUGAAGUGGAAAAGUGGAAGGUACUGCUCAUAGAAGCAGGGGAUGAUCCACCAGUUGAAAGUAUUAUACCCGCAUUGAACAGAGGCAUAUUUGGUACAAAAUACGACUGGCAAUAUUAUACUGCCAAGAAUAAUCGAACAAAUAAAGCAAAUGUUAAUGAAACUGUUUACUGGCCAAGAGGAAAAAUGCUUGGAGGCAGUAGCGGAAUCAAUGCUAUGUUGUACGUCCAUGGAAAUGACUAUGAUUACAAAUUAUGGUACGAUCAGGGAAAUAAAGAAUGGCACCCAAACAUUGUACGUCGAUAUUUUAAGAAAGCCGAGAAACUACAAGCUCAGCAAUUAUUAAAAGAUACAAGAAUUGCAGAAAACUAUGGACGGCAUGGACCAUUAAAUAUAGAUAUCUUCAACAGUACAAUUAGGACUAUUACUGAAAAUAUCGUGGGUUCUUGGAAUGAAAUUGGUAUUAAAAAAGUUCCUGAUUUAAAUACGGCAAACGUUUUAGGCUCGGGCAUAAUUACAGCAACAGUUUCAUAUGGUCAGCGUGUUAGUACAGCUUCAGCAUAUCUCAAUACUGCACGCAACAGACCUAACCUUCACGUAAUAAAGAAUAGUUUUGUUACUAAAAUCUUGCUAUCGCAUGGUAAGGCAAAAAAGGCGUAUGGUGUAGAAGUAGACCGAAAUGGGAAUACAAUGACAUUUUUGGCUAACUUUGAAGUCAUUGUUAGUGCUGGGACAAUAAAUACACCCCAGUUAUUAAUGCUAUCCGGAGUGGGGCCAAAGGAACAUUUGAUUUCAAAAGACAUUCAGUGUAAGGUAAACUUACCAGGUGUUGGAAAAAAUUUGCAAGACCACCUUAUAGUACCUGUUACAAUUUAUGGAGAUCAACCUGAAGAAACUGAUACCAUAAAACAAUAUUUCGAAAGUAUACAAUACCUUUACGAAAGAAAGGGUUAUUUAGGAGAAACUAGUGUAACGGAUGCAUUAGCAUUUUAUUCUUUGGACAAUAAUGCCACCUAUCCACUGUUUCAAAAUCACGUCAUUAUAUUCCCGAAGAAUUCAUCAAAUGUGCAAAUGUAUUUAAAUAAAAUUGCAAGAUACAAAAAUGUUGUGACAGAGUCUGUACUUGAAAAUUCGCGAAAUCACGCUUUGUAUUUGUUUUUGUUUAAUCUCUUGCAUCCAAAGUCAAAUGGAGAUAUUCUUUUGAAAUCAUCUAACCCAACAGAAUAUCCAUUAAUUAAUGCAAAUUAUUUUAACGACGCAAUGGACUUGGAAGCAGCAGCUCGCGGAAUUAAGAAAAUAACUAAACUAGUGAACACUAAAUACUUUCAAUCGAUUGGUGGAUAUCUAGGAAGAAUGCGAUGGCCUGAAUGCGACAAUUUUGAAUUGGACAGCUUAGAUUAUUGGAAAUGUAUUUGUAUUAACAUGGUAAUUACCGUUUACCAUCCCGUCGGCACUGCCAGAAUGGGAUCAGAUCCUAAUACCUCUGUAGUUGACAGCCGGCUUAGGGUACAUGGUGUAAAAAGUUUAAGAGUAAUUGACGCCAGUGUAAUGCCAAACAUAACUAGCGGUAAUACUAACGGUCCGGUCAUUAUGAUUGCUGAAAGAGGAAGUGAUAUAAUAAAAGAAGAUCACUAUUAAUCUAUAACGACAUUACACUUUACGAAUUUUAAUAUAUCUUUUCGAACUUUUCAGUUUUAUCUCAAACUCACGACUAAUUUUUUGUCCCCUUAACGAUAUAUUUUAGAAACACAAAUUGUAAAUCAAGUACAUAAAAAUUGUAUAAUAGUGUCAAGUAUCAGAACGUAAAUUUACUUACAAAUCAGGGUAAAAUUAUCUAAUUUACCUCGUUAUUAGCACUGUUUCUUAUGAUUAAAAUAUUUACCCGUUAUGGUUUUUGUACUAAUUUACAUCAUUAUUACCACUGUGCUUUGCGAUUGCAAUACUCGUUGUGGUAAUUAUGCUCUUUUUAUGAUACCAAGUGACGAAACAAACAAGUCACGCGCCUAAUG